Messenger RNA from Acanthaster planci (crown-of-thorns starfish), 896 nucleotides. RefSeq lists its product as uncharacterized. Lineage: Eukaryota; Metazoa; Echinodermata; Asteroidea; Valvatida; Acanthasteridae. The record is from RefSeq and is a predicted model, not a curated record.
CGGCCAGCUGCAGUCUUUGCUGACAUUGUAUCACGAUGGCACGCAGAAGCCCCAAAAGGCCUUUGCCUAUUUACCACUCAUUCCCCGAUUGCAACGAUGAUUCAAGAUGCCGGUAAUUGCCAGAAGUCUUCAGCAGCACGAGUUGGUAGAGGAACAAAAUCCUGUGAAUGAUAUUCACAUGUCACCUGCUCGGAAACUCAUGUAUGAUAAAGGUAGACACAUCUCAGAGUUUCAAAAGCGUUUAGUCAACAGGGGUGAUUCAGGUGGAAGAUGUUGGCGAUUUUUACCAUAUAUUACCUUCCCAUAUUCUUUGAACUGCCCACCUCAUGCAUUGACAUCGGUGGGACAGCAGUUAGACUUUGGCAGACAGGUGUUAGAACUUUGGCACAAAGCCUCCCAUGGUCCAACAACCCGUAAUCGGAAAAAGGCAAAGUCAGCAGCAACAAAGCUGGAGAAGGCAACAGAAAAGAAGGGAGUGGAAAAAUCGGCUCGACUGCCAUAUUACAUCAACGUUGAUAUACUCGUUGAGCUCAUGCACACAGUUCAAGUGAGGUAUACUAAUCAUGUAUUUCAUGUGGACAUGAAGAAGAUUAUUGGGCUUCUGACUGGAAGAGAUGACAAUGAAAAGCUCCAUAAUGCUGAGGCUGCCCUUGGGAGACAAAUAAACCUGCGAGCUGUGGAAAGUGCAUUAUGGACAUUGACAAGAGAAAAAAGCAGCAGCAGAUGAGAGGCUGCUUCCAAUACGGCCACCAUGUGGACUAGACUGGACCCUGAAGAAACUCUUUACACGGACCAGCCUACUGUGCAUGAAUUGCAGUGAUUGGAAAAAGGUACCAGUACACGUCUAGAAGGAGCUUUGUGAGGUCUUGGGCCUGGUUGAACAAGACUUCCCUUAG